Messenger RNA from Drosophila obscura, 862 nucleotides. RefSeq lists its product as uncharacterized. The record is from RefSeq and is a predicted model, not a curated record. Bases 1 to 795 code for a protein of 264 amino acids. The transcript is spliced from 3 exons. NCBI's taxonomy places the organism in Eukaryota, Metazoa, Arthropoda, Insecta, Diptera, Drosophilidae.
AUGACGCCGACCGACGAUGACCGCUUAGGAGUUGCCUUCAACACUGUAUAUCGACACCAAAACUUAAAUACCACGGCGACAGUACAUGUGUAUGUAUGGGUGGACAAGGAGACACGAAACGACCAAGCAGCAGAAAAGGCUGGAAGAAGACGUUUUCGUGGAAUCGACUCGGACGACACGAAGCACGAAGCAGCAGGAAAGGCUGGAAAGGACAAGAGUAGAUUGACGAUCUAUAGUUGUCGACAAUCCAAGCGUCAGGAAAAGGUUGCGCUGGAAUUACGUAGACUGGAAAUUUGCGGAAGCUGGUCUGUGAGAAGGCGUUGGCGAGCAUUGGCAAGCAACGAAAGGCAGAAGCGAGCGGUGCAAAUCAGAAACGUAAAGCGAAUCUGGUACAAAAGGGACGGAAAACUUGGAAGUCGAAAGGAAGGCGAGUCAAGCAGUAUUUUUUGGACGACGUCGGCAAGGAAGUGCCGAGCAACGACAAAAGGCGAGUCAAGCAGUAUUUUUUGGACGGCGUCGGCAAGCAAGUGCCGAGCAACGAAAAAUCAGACGAGAGAAGCAGAUCUUCUGGAAGGCGUCGGCAAGCAAGUGCCGAGCAACAACAAGGAGGCGAGAGAAGCAGAUCUUCUGGAAGGCGUCGGCAAGCAAGUGCCGAGCAACAGCGAGGAGGCGAGUGAAGCAGUUUUCUGGAAGGCGUCGGCAAGCAAGUGCCGAGCAACAAGAAGGAGGCGAGUGAAGCAGUUUUCUGGUGAGCGUCGGCAAGCAAGUGCCGAGCAACAACAAGGAGGCGAGUGAAGCAGUUUUCUGGUGAGCGUCGGCAAGCAAGUGCCGAGAAACGACAAGCAGACGAGAGAAGCAGAUC